Messenger RNA from Lecanosticta acicola, 792 nucleotides. The record is from the annotation of a GenBank genome assembly. Lineage: Eukaryota; Fungi; Ascomycota; Dothideomycetes; Mycosphaerellales; Mycosphaerellaceae.
AUGCACGCCUCUGCCGUCCUCCUCGUCGCCGCAGCCGGCCUCGCCGCCGCACAAUCGAGCUCUACCACCGCUGCUAGUACCACUGCCAGCUCAACGUCCACCUCCGGCUGCGGCACCCAAAUCGACACGUGAGAAUCACCCCGAACCCGAAAAAAAAAUAAAAAGAAAAGAUGCGACAAAGGGAGAGGGAACAAAAACCAACUGACAUGGGAUCGUUUGCUUUCUUCUCGCAGGAUCAUCGCCAGCUGUCUGGGAACCACCAAAGCCCAACUCUCCGCCUGCGCCACAAACGACUGGGAUUGCAUGUGCACGCAGACCACCAACGUCCUCACCUGCUACAACAACUGCCCGUCCUCGCCGGAUCGCAACGGCGUCCUGCAGCAGCAGACUUCGUAUUGUAAUGCUGCGAAGGCGUAUGUCUUUUCUUUCUCUUUCCCCCUUCCUCCUCCUCCAAAUCCCCCCAUCCCCAUCUCCAUCUCCAUCUCCAUCUUCCACCCAUUGUUACUUCUUGGAUUUGUGGUUUUUUUUAACUUUUUGUUCGGGUGAUGCAGUUAUAGCUCGUCCUCUUCCUCUGCCACCCACACCGGUACCGCCACCGGCACGGCGACCGCGACCGCGGGUUCCGCGACGGCUUCCUCUUCCGCGACGGGUAGCGUGGCUUCCUCUUCGGGAACCGGGACCGGCACUGCCACGGCUUCGGGUGCUUCUGCCACCAGCUCCGGCAGUGGCGCCGAGAAGAUGGCAUAUCCGGGUGCUUUCGCUGCUCUCUUCGGGCUCGUCGCUCUCCUCUAG